Coffea arabica (coffee) is the source of this 2404-nucleotide messenger RNA. Lineage: Eukaryota; Viridiplantae; Streptophyta; Magnoliopsida; Gentianales; Rubiaceae. The record is from RefSeq and is a predicted model, not a curated record.
UUCGAGAUUUUAGUGGGUGGAGAACAUAGGUAUUUGUAGGGAUUCAGUAGCAAUAUUCAUGCUGUUUUAGUUAUUCUGGAAAAGAGAUGAAAAGUCAGUAGAAAGUGCUUCUUCACUGGGAAAUUAUAAUCCAAGCUCGUUUUGGCGUUCUAUAGUUGGAUGGAUAGGGUUCUUGUGCUUUUUGCUUUCUUGUACCGUGAAGACUUUGAACCGGCUGAAUUGAAGUGCAAUGCGGUUACGACCAAAGUUCAAUUAGCAUCAAAUAUGGGAAAAUGGAAAAAGAGGAUAAAGAAAGAAAGAAAAUUAUGUGAGGGAGCAGAGGAAUGUAAAAUAGUCUCUAGUAAAAGUUUCUGUUUUCGAAUUUAUUGACCCCCCCCCCCCCCAAAAAAAAAAAAGAGAAGAAAAUGGGUUGGUUCAAUGGAUAUGUAUUAGUUGGACUCAGCUAUAAGUGGCUAAAUGCAUUUAGUCGUUUAGCGAAGAACAUUGUUGCUCAUGUUUAUGAUGUCCCAAAUUUGGCUGUUUGAUUUAAUUCUUGUUUCUGAUACCUAUUCCUCUUAGAUAAUUUUCGUAAACUAUACCUUGAGGGAUGUUAGUUAGAGUCCAUUUCAAGUUUGAUUGCUGGUUACAAAAAAAAAUAGUACUACCUAAAAUUUAUCAAGCUUAAAAGAUUGUACUUUCCUUCCCUUUUUGAACCAAUGGGAAAUUAAAGAAUGCUUCAUCGGCUUUGCUGUUUUCUAUUGCAUAAGGUUGAAGUUAUCAAUGACAGGUGUCAAUCUGUGUGGCCAAAUAGUAAUAAAUCUAUACAAAAGCAGAUUCUCGAGAAGUUUCCUAUAAAGUCAAUUCAUGGUCCAUAUGAUAUCCGAAACCGAGGAUGGAUAAGUUGCUUCUACUUAUGUUGCAGAUUGGUUGGGAGGAUCAUAUAAUUGGAAAAAAUUGCAGCCUCUUAUGCAUGCAGGCAGAUAAGGCAGAAUAGCUUCUAGAAGAAUAGUAUAUAGCAGCUGUUCAACUGCUAUAAUAUUUGAUUUUACUUAUCGUUUUGAUAUACAUACACAAUUAAACUAACAAGUUAUUGACAAUCAAGAGUUGAAACGGUACCUUUUGUCAUGUCUGUCUAUUGAGCUUUAAUAUUUCUAUUCUUAUUACCUUCUGUGCAUCAAAUAGUUUAAAAAGUUGGCCAGUUUGUUUGUUUAUCAGAUUUUUAAGCCUUGAAUAUUUUGUAGUUUUCAAUCAUAAUUACAAAGUGUAACUUUUGUUGUGUUGCAUCUUGACUGACAAAUUCUUGUCUAGGUACUUUGCAACUUCUUCCUUUACUGAAGUCCUUUUGAUUAGUUCACAGAAUAUCAAGUUGAAGGAAUGUUUAAGAACACCUUUCAGUCUGGAUUUUUGUCCAUUUUAUACAGCCUGGGGAGCAAGCCUUUGCAGAUAUGGGAUAAAGAAGUUGUCAAUGGCCAGAUCAAGCGUAUUCAAGAUGAAGACAUACAGUCCAAUGUCCUUGAGAUUGUAGGAUCAAAUAUUCAAUCAACAUAUAUUACAUGCCCAGCUGAUCCAAAUGCAACACUUGGUAUAAAGCUUCCAUUUCUAGUUAUGAUUGUUAAAAAUCCGAAGAAGUACUUCACUUUUGAGAUUCAGGUGCUGGAUGAUAAAAAUGUUCGCCGGCGAUUUCGUGCUUCAAACUAUCAAGCGGUUACCAGGGUGAAACCAUAUAUCUGCACCAUGCCAUUGAGAAUGGAUGAAGGCUGGAAUCAGAUCCAGUUGAAUCUAACUGAUUUGACAAGACGAGCAUAUGGAACCAACUAUGUUGAAACUUUGAGAGUUCAGGUUCAUGCCAAUUGCCGCUUGAGAAGAAUUUAUUUCUCUGACCGGCUGUAUUCCGAGGAAGAACUCCCACCAGAAUUCAAGUUGUACCUUCCGAUGCAGAAAGCCUGACAUGCUAUUCAGAGGGUCAUUGGUGCUUGACAAUAGGUUGGACAAAUGCUUCAUGCUUCCACUGCGCAUUCUGCUUGUACAAGUUUUAGAAGUUGUGUGUGAUGAGUUCAUCGGGAGCUUAGGUAUUAAUACAACACGUUUAGUGUUAGUGCCAUGAUGCUGGUCUUUUAUGUUCCAGUUGCUGUUGGAUGGACUUUGAAAUAGAUGGUAAGGAUUUGAACUUGCUGCUGUUAUAUAUGUAAUGCUAUGACUUCAUGAAUUACUCAACCACUUUACUGGAGAGCCUGGUGUCUGGAAAUUAAAUCGUCUCAUCAAAGUUUGGCGAGUGCUGAUUAAUGUUCCCGUGAAAUACUUGAUCUUCAUGGGAAAAUAGACUUCUCUUUUUGUAAUCAAUCAUCUGAUAUUGGAAACAUCGUGCACACAACAGAUCGUUGCUAAUUGUGGCAGCAACAAAUCAGGUUCUGCAUCUGUUUUACGA